This is a messenger RNA of Physella acuta, 2173 nucleotides long. Its product is annotated as MFS-type transporter SLC18B1-like. NCBI's taxonomy places the organism in Eukaryota, Metazoa, Mollusca, Gastropoda, Physidae. Gene Ontology annotation, biological process: transmembrane transport. Gene Ontology annotation, molecular function: transmembrane transporter activity. The record is from RefSeq and is a predicted model, not a curated record.
ACAGAAACAGGAGAAAUCUACUUGCCCUAUGGAGAGUCAGAUUUUGCCUUGUGAAAAGGGUAGAGGAGUUCCGUCAAUUUUACCUACACAAUUUGAGAUGACCUACUACAGAAAUAAAAAUAUCUUAUGCGAUGCAGAAACUGACAAUGGAGGAUGGAUCAUUAUGUUGGCCAUCAAAAAAAAAUGGAACAAUCUCCCACAGACAGGUGUCAGUUACUGAUGGGCCUGUCAAUCUCAUAUACACUUCCUUCGUCGACUUUACUACCUCCUCAAACAAAAGUCUGGAGCAGAAGUUUAGACUCUUCAGGCUGUCCUACAAGAAAAAGAUGGUUGUGGGCCUCUUGAUUUUGUCCAUGUUCUCCAGUGGGUGUGGCUUCUCACUGAUGGCACCAUUUUUUCCUCAAGAGGCAGAAAAGAAAGGUGUCUCUAACACAGUCACAGGUUUCAUCUUCAGUUCAUUCGAGUUCAUGAUCUUCAUUUCAUCUCCAUUCUUUGGUAACUAUCUGACCAGGAUUGGACCCAAGUUUAUGCUAGUGUCUGGACUGUUGGUUGCUGGAAGCUGCUCCAUUUUGUUUGGCACAUUAGAUCGAUGCCCACCUGGAUUACAUUUCAUCGUCGUUUGUUUUGCUUGUCGUUGUGUCGAGGCUUUGGCCAUGUCUGCUUUUAUGACAUCGGGUUUUGCAAUCAUCUCCAAUGAGUUCCCGCAAAAUGUAGCCACUGUUUUUGUAGGAGGAUAUGGGUUGCCUUUCUUUGUUGUUGGAACUCUUAUUAUACUCACAGGGAUUGGAAUAUUCAUGUUUCUUCCUAAACCACAAGAACUGGAGAAAGAAAGAAAAACAAGUUUCCUGUCCUUGUUAAAGAGUCCAAUGGUCUGGUUCACUGGGCAGAGCAUCAUGAUGUGUUCUCUGGGCAUUCUUUUCCUUGACCCCACACUGGCCAAACACUUGGAGCAGUUUAAUUUAUCAACAGGUAUUAUUGGGCUAAUAUUUUUUAUAACUCCAUGUCUGUAUGCAAUUACCUCGCCAAUAUGGGGAUACAUCAGUGAUUCCAAGAAUAUCAAUGGUUCAUUGAUCACACUGGGCAACUUGAUGUGUGGGAUUGGUCUCAUUAUUGUUGGACCCAGCCCUUACCUCCCCUUUCUACCUAGUGAAUUGUGGGUAAUUAUCAUAGGCCUUGUAAUAUUAGGAAUGUUCUAUGCCUUGGCUAUUGUUCCUGCACUGAACUGUUUGCUGAUUGGUGCAGUGGAAGUUGGUUUUGAAAACAAUAUUGACACAUAUGGUGUUGUUGUUGGUUUGUUUAAUUCAAUCUUUUGCCUUGGUUCUUUCAUUGGUCCCAUGCUUGGUGGUGUUCUGAUUGAGGAAAUGGGCUUUCGUUACGGUGCUACGCUAAUUAGUGGUAUUUAUUUUUUUUGUGAUGGUUUGUUGCGGUGGAUUUUUCCUGUGUAGACAUUUCAAGGCGAGGUCAUGCGGGACAUUUAUUUAUGAAAUGUUAGACACAGAUGACGAAUGUGUCAACAGCGACUACCUAACCAUGUCUCAGGUAUGAUGUCCACUUAGGUUGGAGAGGAUUAAAGUAGAGCAACAUUUGGACAGUGGGACAGUGUUGUCGAAUGGUAGAGCAUACGACUGCAAACCCGAAAGUUUAAAGUUCGAAUUCUGGUUCGAAUCUGUAAAUGUCACUAAGCCCACCUAGCUCUAAUGGGUACCUGACUCAUGUUAGUGAAAGUAAAGGCAGCUGGGCACAGAGCUGACUACACUAUCCCUUCAUAUGCCAAGGUCACAGAAACAGGUGGGCUCUACUUCACCUGCCCAUUGACCAUCAGGUUUGAAAUGGAACAUUACUUUUUCAUUGAGGACAUGUCUUUCGUGCAGAUCUAUCAACAGUGAAGAAUUUGGUGUAUAUUUUUACUCUAUUUUCUAAUCAUAAUUUAUUAAUCGUAUGAUACAUUAUUAAACUGAAAAAUAAUUGUAAAUAUUUAACUCAUUUUACUGGUGAUUUUAUUUAGCAAGUUAUUUAUCUACAAUACAAUGUACAUUUACAACAAACCGUACAAAAAUUUCAUACUCUUAAAAAAGUAAAUGUCACAAAGAUGCAAAUUAUAUACUCAAACAAAUUUAUUGCACAAAACCCUCUACCCACUUUUUACCAUACUGUCUGUUUGUGGCUGCAUAAU